GCAGCCCCGGCGGGCGGCGGCGGGCCCGGGCUGCGACCCGAGCGAGCCCCAUGCCCUGCGCGGGCUGACGGGCCGGAGCCCGCACGGAGCGGCCGGGCCGGACAGGUCCUGCUAGAGCGACAUGAUGGUGGAAUCCGCCUCAGAGACAAUCAGGUCGGCUCCGUCUGGUCAGAACGGCGUGGGCAGCCUCUCUGGGCAGGCCGAUGGCGGCGGGGCCGGGGCCGCAGGCACCGCUGCAGGCGGAGCGGGUAGGGACGCCGCUGCCGGCGCUGACAGCAAUGGCGAGAUGAGCCCUGCGGAGCUUCUGCACUUCCAGCAGCAACAGGCUCUUCAGGUGGCCCGGCAGUUCCUGCUGCAGCAGGCCUCUGGCCUGAGCUCCCCUGGGAACAAUGACAGCAAACAGUCUGCCUCUGCUGUGCAGGUGCCCGUGUCAGUGGCUAUGAUGUCGCCGCAGAUGCUCACCCCCCAGCAGAUGCAGCAGAUCCUGUCACCCCCACAGCUGCAGGCCUUGCUCCAGCAGCAGCAGGCCCUCAUGCUCCAGCAGCUGCAGGAAUAUUACAAGAAGCAGCAAGAGCAGCUGCACCUUCAGCUCCUCACCCAGCAGCAGGCUGGGAAGCAGCAGCCCAAAGAGGCCCUGGGGAACAAGCAGCUGGCCUUCCAGCAGCAGCUCCUGCAGAUGCAACAGUUGCAGCAGCAGCACCUGCUCAACCUGCAGAGGCAGGGACUGGUCAGCCUGCAGCCCAGCCAAGCCUCGGGGCCCCUCCAGACCCUCCCCCAAGCAGCGGUGUGCCCGUCGGACCUGCCCCAGCUGUGGAAGGGUGAGAGUGCCCCAGGGCAGCCUGCUGAGGACAGUGUCAAGCAGGAGGGGCUGGACCUCACUGGCACGGCUGCCACCGCUACCUCGUUCGCUGCCCCCCCCAAGGUCUCCCCCCCACUUUCUCACCACCCUCUGCCCAAUGGACAGCCCACUGUGCUCACAUCUCGGAGAGACAGCUCCUCCCAUGAGGAAACCCCCGGCUCCCACCCCCUCUACGGACACGGAGAGUGCAAGUGGCCAGGCUGUGAGACCCUGUGUGAAGACCUGGGCCAGUUUAUCAAACACCUCAACACAGAGCAUGCCCUGGAUGACCGGAGCACGGCCCAGUGCCGGGUGCAGAUGCAGGUGGUGCAGCAGCUGGAGAUCCAGCUCGCCAAGGAGAGCGAACGGCUGCAGGCCAUGAUGGCCCACCUGCACAUGCGGCCCUCCGAGCCCAAGCCUUUCAGCCAGCCACUGAACCCGGUCCCCGGCUCCUCCUCAUUCUCCAAGGUGACCGUCUCCGCAGACCCGUUCCCAGAUGGUCUCGUGCACCCCCCGACCUCGGCAGCCGCCCCUGUCACACCCUUGAGGCCCCCUGGACUGGGCUCUGCCUCUCUGCACAGCGGGGGUCCAGCCCGCAGGAGAAGCAGUGACAAAUUCUGCUCUCCCAUCUCCUCAGAGCUGGCCCAGAAUCACGAGUUCUACAAGAACGCCGACGUCAGGCCCCCCUUCACCUACGCUUCCCUCAUCCGCCAGGCCAUUCUGGAAACCCCUGACAGGCAGCUGACCCUGAACGAGAUCUACAACUGGUUCACCAGGAUGUUCGCCUAUUUCCGAAGGAACACUGCCACCUGGAAGAAUGCCGUGCGCCACAACCUCAGCCUGCACAAGUGCUUCGUCCGUGUGGAGAAUGUCAAGGGCGCUGUGUGGACCGUGGACGAGCGGGAGUAUCAGAAGCGGAGACCACCAAAGAUGACAGGGAGCCCCACCCUGGUGAAGAACAUGAUCUCCGGCCUCAGUUAUGGAGCACUUAAUGCCAGCUACCAGGCUGCCCUGGCCGAGAGCAGCUUCCCCCUCCUCAACAGCCCUGGAAUGCUGAACCCCGGCUCUGCCAGCAGCCUCCUGCCCCUCAGCCAUGAUGACGUGGGCGCCCCCGUGGAGCCGCUGCCCAGCAAUGGUAGCAGCAGCCCCCCUCGCCUCUCCCCACCCCAGUACAGCCACCAAGUGCAGGUGAAGGAGGAGCCAGCUGAGGCGGAGGAAGACAGGCGGCCUGGGCCCCCACUGGGUCCUCCCAACCCCAGCACUGUGGGGCCUCCGGAAGACAGGGACCUGGAGGAGGAGCUGCCCGGAGAGGAGCUGUCCUAAGGGCCUGGAGGGGCAGGCAGGGCAGCAGGAGAUUCCUCCGCCCAGUACCCCGGCCCACCUACCCCCACUCCACGCCCCUCCAACCUGAAGGCACUUCCAGGACUCAGAUAGGGAGGCCUGGGCCAGCACCUCCCACUGCGACCUGACUGACAAACGCUUGGGGGCAGGAACGGUCCCGCCCCCAAGGGGACACCGAACUGAACCCCUGGUCUGGGACCGGCAAAGGACACGGAGGGCCCAGACCCCUCUCAGACCCUCCCCUACAUCUGACACCACCUCCCCCAACCACCACCAGCAGCAGGGCCCUCCUCCCCCACCAGCUCCCCCUACAGGGCCCUCAGCGCCAUGGAGACCCGCAGGCGGGGCUAAGCCACCUCUCGGGCCCUGGCCCACACCUGGCUGAGGCCGAGGUUUCUGGCCAGAGGCCCCUCCCCACUUUGUGCUUCCUUCCACCUUCUUUUCUGUACUGUGAAGAAACAACUCUCCAGCUCCAGCUCCUAGCCCUGCCCUGGCCUGGUGGGGGAACAAAGUUUCCCACCAUCCCCAAGAAAUCAGCCCUUGGGCUGUUGUGGGGGACCAGUGUGUGCCCUGUGGGGGUCUGUGCCAGCCGGGCCACCCGGCUCCAGCCCUCCCCCAACCUGAGACCAGGUCCACGCUGACGGGCCUCCUGCCACACUUUGGCUGGGUGCCCCUCCAGUGCCCGGCACCAGGGAGCACGGAUGUGCCCAGUGCCACCACCCCUUGGGUGGACUCCUGCAGGUGGAGCCCAGAUUGCCCUGAGGCCCGGGCUGGGGCCAGAUAGUGCCCACUGCUGGGAAGCAUGGGGCGCACUGUGGGUGAGGCUGGCCCCAGCCUCCCCUUCACACCUGGGGUCCCGCUGCAGUCCUCACCCACCCUCAGCACCCCUUCCCCACCCCCCCAGUUAAACGGAUGACCAAAGACCUUUCUUAUGCCGGAAGCAAAAACCAAAACUUUUUGUUGGCUUUUUCCUUUGUGGCCUCCCCAGACACCCCACUCUCCCAGCUCCCACCC
Molecule: messenger RNA, 3193 nt
Organism: Marmota flaviventris (yellow-bellied marmot)
Lineage: Eukaryota; Metazoa; Chordata; Mammalia; Rodentia; Sciuridae
Gene: Foxp4
Product: forkhead box P4
Biological process (GO): regulation of transcription by RNA polymerase II
Cellular component (GO): nucleus
Molecular function (GO): RNA polymerase II cis-regulatory region sequence-specific DNA binding; DNA-binding transcription repressor activity, RNA polymerase II-specific
Source: RefSeq, a predicted model, not a curated record